Branchiostoma belcheri (Belcher's lancelet) is the source of this 1536-nucleotide messenger RNA. RefSeq names its product UDP-glucuronosyltransferase 2B19-like. The record is from RefSeq and is a predicted model, not a curated record. The coding region runs from base 1 to 1536 and encodes 511 amino acids. Gene Ontology annotation, molecular function: UDP-glycosyltransferase activity. The transcript is spliced from 5 exons. Lineage: Eukaryota; Metazoa; Chordata; Leptocardii; Amphioxiformes; Branchiostomatidae.
AUGGAAAGCGCGUCGAAGCUUCGCUGUUCUGCCGUUCUUCUAAUAGUUUUCCUGUGUUUUAUCUCUAUCCACUCUUGUAACUCAGAGAAGGUUCUUCUUGUGCCGGCACCAUUUGCCGACAGUCAUUGGAUGGCUCUGGCCCACAUCGGUCGUGCUUUGGUAGACAAAGGUCAUACCGUCGCUGUAGUUGUUUCAGAGGACAUCGUGGGAAAACGACGAGCGGAGUGGCCUGACUUUCAGUUUGAGGCGUUCCAAGACCAGGGAAUCCAAGCAAGAGAACUAUUCGCCUCUGGUUAUGACUAUUAUAGAAACUACUGCGCCCUUCUUCUGGGGAACAGUAACUUGCUUGCCCGCCUAAGGGCCUCCCGGUUCAGUGUGGUUGUUGCCGACCCCCAGUCCCCUUGCGGCGCUAUCCUGGCAUCUAAAAUUGACUCCCGUGUUCCCCUCGUCGCUGUUAUGCGCGUGGAUCAAUUUUUUGCCGAAAAAGUUACCGGCGUUCCACUCCCUAUGUCAUACGUGCCUUUUCUAGGUUCGGACUUUACCGAUGACAUGAGCUUUGUACAGCGACUUCAGAACACGGUCAUGCACACUGUCCUACCCGUGAUAGCACGCUGGGGGGCGAGUAGCCUCCUUGACGAACUGGUCCGGAAGCACAUAGGCGAGAAUGAAACUCUUGAAAGCGUGAUGACACGUACGGACUUGUGGCUUUAUCAAACCGACAAUGUGCUGGAUUUUCCUCGCCCCAGUAUGCCCAACACGGUUCAGGUUGGGGGACUGUUUGUCCAAGAGGCAGCCCCACUGACUGAGGACAUGGAAGCGUUUGUCCAGAGUUCCGGAGACGAUGGAGUGAUUGUCGUCAGUUUCGGGUCCAUGGUAAAGAUGAUGCCGGAAGAGAAGAGAGAAAUCUUCGCGGCAGCCCUCGCCCGACUCCGGCAGAAGGUGGUGUGGCGUUACGUCGGAGAGAAGCCGGCCGGGCUGGGUAGCAACACCAAGCUGAUGGGCUGGCUGCCUCAGAAUGAUCUUCUGGCCCACCCAAAGACCCGAGCCUUCGUCACCCACGCCGGUUCGAACGGGCUGUACGAGGCCCUGCACCACGGCGUGCCCAUGGUCUGCCUGCCGCUAUUCGCUGACCAGCCCGCCAACGCCGCCCGGGUGGUGGCCAGGGGGCUGGGGGUGACGCUGGACUUCAGCACGGUCACCGCAGACCAGCUGUACCAGGCCAUUCUACAUGUUCUCACCAACAACAGCUACCGUGAGACGGCCGCCCGGUUGUCCCGUCUGCACCGUGACCAGCCCCAGUCACCCAUGGAGCGGGCCGUCUGGUGGAUAGAACACGUCAUCCAACAUGGCCGGCUGCCCCAUCUCCGCGCACGCGCCGUGGAGCUGCCGUGGUACCAGUACUACCUGCUGGACGUGGCUGCGUUCCUGCUGUCCGUCUGUUCAGCUGUCCUGGGGACCGUGUGGUGCGGCUGUUCGCUCGUCUGUAGGAAGUGUUGUGGUUGUGCUAAACGUAGCGGCAAGCUCAAGUCUCAAUAG